GAGUUCUCUCAUGUAGUUUUGUUUCAAAUGCAGCAAUCUUUUCUUGAUUAUAUAUUAUAUUGAUUAUAUUAUAUUAUAUAGUCGUAUAAAAUGUAUACACAGUUUGGGCGUCCGAUGCUCAAUCUUCCGACCUUGUUGGGAGUACGCGAAGGCGCCAUCGGUAUUGAUCAUAUUGCACAUCCCCUCCAGCAGCAGCAUCAGCAUCCCAACGCGACACGCACACACACGCACACACACACACACACACACACACGCACACACACACACACAUAGAGCUCGCAGUUGCAUUGAGUGUGUGAGCCGUAGUGGAAAUUAUCAUCGGCCAUCAUGACAGUUAGAAACACUCUCCGAGAUCACGGCCAGCGGUAUCGACCACGGAUGGCCUGUCUGAAAAAGGCGGAAAAGGUGCUGCUGGAGAUGCAGGACCCGAAAUCAGGAGUGAAGUCACAGCCGCAGCGAUUGGUCAUCACCACCAUACCGCACGCCAUCAUUGGUGAAGACAUCGUCGCCUGGCUGGCCGACAGAUUCCAGGUCGACGCCCGAGAGGCCAGGAGUCUGGGCUCCAUGCUGGUGUCGCUGGGCUACAUCUACCCUCUGCAGGACCACAAACGCCUGGUCCUCAGGCCCGACGCCUCGCUCUACCGCUUCCAGACGCCGUACUUCUGGCCCGCUCAGCAGUGGCCUGUGGAGGACACGGACUAUGCCAUCUACCUGGCCAAGAGGAACAUACGCAAGAAGGGCAUCCUGGAGAUGCACGAGCAGGAGCAGUACAACCGACUUCACAAGUGGAUGAACCACAAGUGGGACUUCAUCGUGAUGCAGGCCAAGGAGCAAUACAGGGCCGCAAAGGAGAGGAAGAAACCGGACCGUGUGGUGUUUGACUGCCAGGAGAGAGCCUACUGGGUGGUUCACAGACCUCCGCCGGGCACGGUGAGCGCCAUGGACUACGGACUGGAUCGGCGAGUAGACCCUAACGCAGACGAGGCCAAAACGCCCGACUACUACGAGAGAAUGAUGAUCUUCACCCAGCAGUCCAUCAUGCGGCCCAGAGUCAAGUCGUCCGUGUCCAUCGGCGCAUUGGUGAAAUACUGCGCCACCUACAAAAGCCACGACCCUUUCCUGUCCAAGUGUCUGCCCAGCAACCCGUGGCUCACCGAUGACGUCACCUACUGGACCCUGAACAUGCCCAACGUGGAGACGCCCACCAAGAUGCGCGUGGAGCGUUGGACCUUCAGCUUUGGCGAGCUCCUCUUGGACCCGCGAGGCCGGGACGACUUCAAGCGCUUCCUGAAGAAGGAGUUCAGCGGCGAAAACUUGGCGUUCUGGGAAGGCUGCGAGGAUUUAAAGUGGGGCACGGCCGCCACCAUGAGGGAGAAAGCUGAGCAGAUCUACAAGACCUUCCUGGCCCGCGGCGCCCCCCGCUGGAUCAACAUAGACGGCAAGACGAUGGAGAUCACAGUGAGCAGCCUGAAGCAUCCUCACAGAUACGUGCUGGACGCCGCCCAGACGCACAUCUACAUGCUGAUGAAGAAGGACUCGUACGGCCGCUACAUGAAGUCUCAGGUGUUCAAGGACACCUUGAAGAAGGCCCUCGUCCCCGAGGAGCACAAGUUCACCGACGCCCAGCUGGAGCAGAACGCCAAGAACCGGCGGCCCAGCGUCAGCCCCAUCAUCCUGCGGCAGCAGGAGCUGGAGGAGCGCGCCAAGACGGCCGCCAACGCGCCCGUGGACAUCACGCAGCUCUGCCGCUUCACCACCCCCAUGCCCCACCUGGCCGUCUACUCCGGCCUCGCCGACUCCCCCUCCACCAACGCCUCGUCCUCCCUCUCCAUCCUGGCCCACCCCCCGGCCUGCCCGUCCCCCAUCAGCGUGGCGCUGGACAGCACCUCCGCUUUCGAGCGGCGAGCGGAAACGGGCGAAGCGGACCGGGACGGCGAGGUCCGGACCCCCGCCGAGGGCAACGCGUGCAAGUCCAAAAUGGCGCUGUUCCUGCGGCGGCUGCUGAGGCGAGGAUGCGGGCCGUCCGCCGUCUUCGCCAGCCUGUCCCCCAAAUGCAACUCGGCCGCCGGGGCCGGGGGGCGGAUCCAGCCCAUCAGCCCGGACCCGAGCAGCCAGGCCCCGCCCAGGAGGGUCGGCAAUUUCUUCCAGAUCAAAGUGGACAUCCCCCCGGAGUGUCGCAUCUACCCCAUCGAGUCCGAGGACGAGGAGGACGAGAACCGAGCCGCUCUCGGGGCCAAGGAGAUCAUCUGCCCCUGGGAGAGCCUCACUUCUCAGAACGGGACCGGCUAAUCACAAGGUACCGGACGGGUUGUUCAAUUAGGGUCCUCACAUUCCACCUCAGAGACUAAAAUACUCUAACGUGCCCUCCAAUAUUUGCUGUUUGAAUGUCCAAACUGUCUCAAUGGCUCUCUGGAGCAGGGCCGGCCCCUGGCAUAAACACAGUUCUUUAGGGGCCACAGCCACUGGAGGGGCAUGAUAUGGUGACAGGUCACGUCGCUAGCUGCUUGUCGUGCUCUGCAUUUGUUCAACGGCGUGUCAAAAUAUCAUUUUUAAUAGUUUUAGUUUGCUUUAGCAGCGUCCAUUCAAAAGCCCAUUAAGAUAAUUGCUCAUUUAGCGUCGCUUUAAAAGCCGUGAUGGUGACAGACUUAAGGCCGUAUUCCUAAAACAUCCGUACUAUUCAGGUUUAUAUUUUAGCCGAACCUUUUCCCUAAAGGUAUCAUGUCUAAAAAACAUGUAUUCUUUCAGAUUUUUUGCCUAUUUAUUGUGUUUUGUUUACUUUUACAAUUAAUGCCAAAUCUGCAUAGCAGUUUUGAAUGGGCUUCACUGCGGUAGGAAAUCUGAAACACUUUUCCUUUCCCCUCGGACCAAUAAACUUAUGUUUUACCUUUUCAUAUAAACUUUGUACAAGUUUGACCUUAUUUCUAAUAUAAACAUGUGACGGUACUUUUUAACAUUAAAGAACGAGUAUUAUUAAUGACCCAAAUGGGGCCACAAACAAACCCUUGUUUAGGGCCACAAAAAGCCCAAAACACCAGUAAAUGCUAGUAAAUCCCUGGAAUAAACACUGUCGUUUAGGGCCACAAGCACCAUGAUGUGGUGACAGGUCACGUCGCUAGCUGGUUGUCGUGCUCUGCAUUUGUUCAACGGUGUGUCAAAAUAUCAUUUUUAAUAGUUUUAGUUUGCUUUAGCAGCGUCCAUUCAAAAGCCCAUUAAGAUAAUUGCUCAUUUAGCGUCGCUUUAAAAGCCGUGAUGGUGACAGUUUUAAGGCCGUAUUCUUAAAACGUCCAUACUAUUAAGGUUUAUAUUUUAGCCAAACUUUUUCCCUAAAGACAUAAUGUCUAAAAAACAUGUAUUCUUUCAGAUUUUUUUGCCUAUUUAUUGUGUUUUGUUUACUUUUACAAUUAAUGCCAAAUCGGAAUAGCAGUUUUGAAUGGGCUUCACUGCGGUAGGAGAUAUGGAACAUUUUAUUUUCCCCUUGGACCAAAAAACUUAUGUUUUACCUUUUCAUAUAAACUUUGGAGAAGUUGGACAUUAUUUCUAAUAUAAACACGUAACUGUAGUUUUUAACAUCAAGAACAAGUAAUAUUAAUGACCGAAAUGGGGCCACAAACAAAUAUUUGUUUAGGGCCACAAAAAGGCCAAAACACC
Molecule: messenger RNA, 3648 nt
Organism: Nerophis lumbriciformis (worm pipefish)
Lineage: Eukaryota; Metazoa; Chordata; Actinopteri; Syngnathiformes; Syngnathidae
Product: regulator of G-protein signaling 9-like
Biological process (GO): G protein-coupled receptor signaling pathway; positive regulation of GTPase activity; intracellular signal transduction
Cellular component (GO): neuron projection; cytoplasm; plasma membrane
Molecular function (GO): GTPase activator activity
Source: RefSeq, a predicted model, not a curated record